Molecule: messenger RNA, 1927 nt
Organism: Aethina tumida (small hive beetle)
Lineage: Eukaryota; Metazoa; Arthropoda; Insecta; Coleoptera; Nitidulidae
Exons: 5
Coding region: 257-1432 (391 amino acids)
Source: RefSeq, a predicted model, not a curated record
UAGUUACAUGGUUACAUUCAUUUAUUUAUUAUAAUAUAUAUUUGUUUACGUGUGGGAUUAUCAAAUGAGUAUUAAAAUUCAUUACUCACUUUCUAAAAGGCCUUAAAAGUAAGUUUAAAAUAGUGCUGAGCGUUGGUGGCCCUCUGGCAGAUAAUAGCGUAACUUUUUUUUUACGUCUGUGACAGCGGAAGUUGUAAGUCGUAAUCUAUUAAUUUUGAAUCUUUCCUUUAAUAUACAUUUAGUUAUAGAUUUAAGUAUGUCCAGCGUAAUGCCCACCAUGAAUCCCGCGUACUUUGCAGUAGAACAAAUUGGAGCAAUACAAAGAACGUUUAUGAAAAGCAAUGGCAUUUCAAAAGAGAGCGUGGACAACCGGGUGUUGGUACUUAAAAAGGAACACUACCAGGACCCAGACUCCUACAACAUGCCCUCACUUUCCCAUUUGAAGUACUUGUUGCGAGCAAUUUGCAGACUGGCCGCCAACCAAGACAAGGACGAUUACGUUGAAUGCGCCCAGGAGACCAGACGACCUAAAGUACAUUUUGACGAAAAGACCAAAAAUAUAUUUUUAACCAUGAGGACUUGCCGAAAGAUCAUGUGCGACUUGAUGGAAUGCAGCCACAAUCAGGCAAACGAACACUUUCUUUUCUCCAUUCAGAUGAUUUUCCUGGCGUGGGAAUCCUCUUUCUACUAUAACGUCGUUCGUUACACCAUGAUGCUGCAGGUCGAAAAUUGGGCCAUGAAAGGAGGAUACAGAUAUUCAGAAAUUAUUUCCACAUGUCUUGAAUACGACGAGAUCUUGAAAGUAAUCGAGGUGUACGGCAUAAAUUUCAUCGGACUGGACAGCCAACUGGAUUUAUACCUGAAGAAUUUUAUAUGCAAAUACUUUGGCAUAUCCCAUGUGGAACUGAAGGCUCACUACGCCAAGGUGGUCGAUUACAUCGCCACCUCGCAUCAUUUCACUCCGGUGCUGAACAACACCACGUCGAACAAAAGGAUGCCCUACGCCAUAAAGCUGACGUCCGCGGGCAGCUCAAUGCCGGACCUGGUCAGCGACGUCGUAAGACCGCCCCACAAUCAGCACGUACCAAGGGCUCAGCAGAUUCCCAUGGGCUGGAGUCCCCUACCAACGAGGCUGAAUGUGAGCCCUCAUAUAAUGCAUCGGCCUCCAUUUUUCAGCGGGACUCCCCAACGAUUCACUCAGAUGCCACCCUUUCCAAUCAAUUUGCCGCUGAGGGUGGCCACGACAAUUUGCGAACAGCCCACGAUGCCUUCUGCGAUUCCUACGCCGUACCUUCCGAGGAAUCGAGAAGAAGAACCACAAGAGCAAGUGCAACAAGUUCGUCCGCCUAAAGCUUUAGUUCCAAAAAGUUGUUUACAAAUUUUGCAGUUAUACCAAAAUCUUUGUCCCAUGUACUGUCCUUGGAAAUUUUAGAAUAGUUACUGCACUACUGAAGAUGAUGCGGAUUCUAUCCAGUAAGACUGGUUUAAUCUUUUAUGCUUUAUGUAUGUGUUGUAGUAGUAGUUUCACAUUGUUAAUGUACAUGUUUUGUUGCACUGAGUUUAAUUGAAUUGUUUGUUAAUGUUAUGAUCUCUUUGUAGUUAGUAGUGUAAAUUUCUUUAGCUUGGUAGUAAUAGUUAUAAAAUUUGAUCAUAAAGAAGUUGUGAUUUAGGAAAUUGAUCAGUCAGUUAAAUGAUGUGAUUUAUGUCUUGUUUUGUUGAAGCUGUGAUAUAAACAAUUUGGGUUGGUUACUUAGAACCUAAACACAAUUUUCUUUAUAAUUCACUUAAUUUCUCUUACUUGAUUCUUCAACACAAAUUGGUCAAAUUAUUAACAAGUUCUGUGAUUUUAUAAUUUAUUUUCACUUUUUUCUCACUUCACCAUUGUUAGCAAAGAAUCUGUGAUAUAAAUAAACUAUUUGGUCAGUUA